AUGCUUAAAACAGAAAUCAUCGUUCAGAAAUACAAAGCUCUUCGAUAUUCGGAGAUUGAUCGAAUCGAGGAUAUUAAGCCAGAUAUAUUAAUCCGUGCUUAUUUGGAUAUCUUUCCUAUUUUAGUUGAUGAGAUGAGUGUCAAAACUGAUAAAAAAUGUUCGCUCACUCAAUACCAUUUUAGAUUUUGUGCAUGUGAAUCUGAGACGGAAAACCCGGAGUCGUCAAGAUUUUGCGAAUGCUCAGAAAUUUUGUACGGAAAACCUUUAAAAAAGUCAAUUCCUCAUGCGUUAUAUCCUGCAAAAUGCAUGUAUAGUCCUUAUUUAACGAUGUGCCUUACUGCUAAUAUUUCCUCAUCAAAUAAACAACGUAUUCUAUACGCAAAUGUUGGCGUUGAAUCUAUUAAUCUCACAAAUCCACCUUAUCAAAUCAUUCCCAAUUCCCGUUAUAAAACGACAGUUAUAUUACAAUGCUCAACGGAUGAAAAAUCCACCAAGUAUUUUCCUUGUGGUACUGGGAAUUUAGAACUAACGUAUAUUGUAUUAUCAAAAUAUUCGCCAAAGACACGGCAAAAUUUAUCAACAUUUGAAAAAAUGCUAAAAUCUUUCACAAACGCUCGUACUUUAUACAAAAAAAUACCCUAUCAAAUUUUGAAGACUCCCCCACAAUCGCUAUCGAUAAACAUUAUCCCGAAUUCAAUGGAAAUGAUCAGCAAAAUUAUGUUCGAAAGAUCACAGUUUUAUCGUAUCAAACCCGAACAAUUCAGAAUUGAUUUCUUUAAAAAAGCGUUAUUAAGAAAUCAUAACGUUUAUCGGAGAAAACAUGGUGCUAAAGUACUGCAAAUAUCCGAUGAGGUGUCACGUUCUGCUGAGCUUUGGGCGAACUAUUUAGCAAACAGUGUUUCCUGCUUAAAGCAUGAUCCAGCAAAGACUUAUGGUGAGAAUUUGUUCUAUUAUGCUUCGAAUUUCUUACCUGAUGAAGAAUCCAUGGCCCUCCUAAUAAUGCAAAGUUUUUAUAUCGAGGCUAAAGGCUAUAAUUACAAAACGCAUGAACGAUUGGAUUAUCAUAAAACUGGGCAUUUCACUCAGCUUAUCUGGAAAUCGUCAAAAUUUCUUGGUAUAGGUGUUGCCCUGAAGCGAUGGGAUGCAAAAUAUUUUAAUGAAUGUCAACCACGAACUGAGGCAAAUUUGAUGUAUUUAGUACUGAAAUAUGAUCCACCUGGAAACAUUCAAACUUUAGAAUAUUACCAGCGAAAUAUUUCUCCUCCUCAAAGCUGA
This is a messenger RNA of Dracunculus medinensis (Guinea worm), 1275 nucleotides long. NCBI's taxonomy places the organism in Eukaryota, Metazoa, Nematoda, Chromadorea, Rhabditida, Dracunculidae. The record is from the annotation of a GenBank genome assembly.